Messenger RNA from Oryzias melastigma (Indian medaka), 5289 nucleotides. RefSeq names its product rho GTPase-activating protein 44 (gene arhgap44a). The record is from RefSeq and is a predicted model, not a curated record. Gene Ontology annotation, molecular function: GTPase activator activity; protein binding. Bases 361 to 2808 code for a protein of 815 amino acids. Gene Ontology annotation, cellular component: cytoplasm; presynaptic active zone; postsynaptic density. Gene Ontology annotation, biological process: positive regulation of GTPase activity; regulation of actin cytoskeleton organization; negative regulation of Rac protein signal transduction. The transcript has 21 exons. NCBI's taxonomy places the organism in Eukaryota, Metazoa, Chordata, Actinopteri, Beloniformes, Adrianichthyidae.
UACAAUGACAAAGUUCGAAAUUGGGUUAAUCGUUUAUCAGAUAUAUACUACAUUUCCCACAUUGCAUUGCUGCGCAGCCGCUACUUGUCACCGCUGUCGCUCCCCGCCUGUGCGUCCGCGGUGAAUUGGUCCAGCAUCCCCUCGCCGGCUAUGGAGCAAACACAAAUGUAAAAACCAAUUCACGCCUUUUUUCACGCGAAAAGAUGUAAUUGCGGGGCAAGUUUUCGGCGCGCGGCCGCUGGCAGUGACGCAUGGGAAACAUGGCAGACUGGAUUUUGUGCUCUGUGGAGGACGGACCGAUGCGCUGAGACAAAUAAUGCGGAGUAUUUCCCCACAAAGGUGUUAACGCAGAAUUUCAAGAUGAAGAAGCAAUUCAACCGGAUGCGACAGCUCGCCAACCAAACGGUUGGAAGGGCAGAGAAAACAGAGGUGCUGAGUGAAGAUCUUCUUCAGGUGGAGAAGCGUUUGGAUCUGGUCAAACAGGUGACUCACAGCACCCACAAGAAGCUCACCGCCUGCCUGCAGGGUCAGCAGGGGACUGACACUGAAAAGAGAUCUGUCAAGUCACCUUCGAAAAAACUGCCGCUCACAAUGUUGGCACAGUGCAUGGAGGAGGGAGCAGCAGUGUUGGGGGAUGACUCUCUCCUGGGAAAGAUGCUGAAGCUGUGCGGGGAGACGGAGGAAAAGCUGGCUCAGGAGCUCCUUCAGUUUGAGGUGCAGAUCGAAAGAGAUGUGGUGGAGCCUCUUUAUGUGCUUGCUGAGGUUGACAUCCCCAAUAUCCAAAAGCAGAGAAAACACUUGGCCAAACUUGUCUUAGACAUGGACUCGGCUCGGACAAGAUAUCAACAGUCAUCUAAGUCGUCCAGUCACCCAAGCACCUUACAGCCUGGUGCCAAGUCGGAGUCGCUAAGGGAGGAGAUGGAGGAGGCAGCAAAUCGGAUGGAGAUUUGUAGAGAUCAGUUGUCGGCAGAUAUGUACAACUUUGUGGCCAAAGAAAUAGACUAUGCAAACUACUUCCAGACGUUGAUAGAAAUGCAGGCGGAAUAUCACAGGAAGUCAUUAGAAAUUCUUCACGGUGUCUUGCCGCAGAUUAAGGCUCACCAAGAAGCGUGGGUGGAAAAGCCAUCAUUUGGCAAAUCUUUGGAGGAACACCUGAAUAUUAGUGGGAGAGAGAUCGCCUUUCCCAUCGAAGCUUGUGUCACCAUGUUGUUAGAGUGUGGCAUGCAGGAGGAGGGUCUGUUCAGAGUGGCCCCGUCGGCCUCCAAGUUGAAGAAACUAAAAGCCUCCCUGGAUUGUGGAGUUAUUGACGUGCAGGAGUACUCCUCCGACCCACAUGCCAUCGCAGGGGCUCUGAAAUCAUACCUCCGUGAGCUCCCCGAGCCGUUGAUGACCACUGAACUUUAUGAUGAAUGGAUUCAGGCCUCCAAUAUUCAAGAUAUGGACAAGAGACUACAAGCACUUAUGGGAGUGUGUGAAAAGCUUCCUACAGACAACCUGAACAAUUUCAGAUACCUAAUCAAAUUUCUAGCCAAGCUGGGUGAUUAUCAAGACUCCAAUAAGAUGACACCUGGGAACAUGGCCAUCGUCCUUGGACCUAACCUGUUGUGGACGCACACAGAGCCGAACAUAACAGAGAUGAUGACCACCGUCUCGCUGCAGAUUGUUGGCAUUGUAGAGCCUAUCAUUCAGCAUGCAGACUGGUUCUUUCCAGGAGAAAUUGAAUUCAACUUGACUGGCUGCUACGGGAGCCCGAUCCACACCAACCACAACUCCAACUACAGCUCCAUGCCGUCACCAGACAUGGACCAGUCUGACCGCAAACAGCAGCACGACCAGAGUCGUCGCCCGCUGAGCGUCGCCACUGACAACAUGAUGCUGGAGUUUUACAAGAAAGAUGGCAUUAGGAAGAUACAAAGUAUGGGCGUCAGAGUUAUGGAUACCACAUGGGUGUCUCGCAAAGGUUCGUCCACGCUGACACGCAAGCCCUCCUCCACCCCUCCAGGCAUGCAGGGGCCUGGAUCUCCGGCAGACACGCUCAUUCCGGAGCAACCUGGAGAACUCAGCAUUUCUCCGUCCGCCACACCUCCACCUGCAGAAAGGCUCUGUACACUGAAGAGUAAGGAGCUUUCACCUGUAAUUGGACACAAACCCAUCCAGGUUCCAGGUCCUGUAGUCCCUCCCAGCUGUAGUCCACAGAGCAGCAGUCAAUCCCCCCACUCUACAGAGCACAGUCCACAUAGUCUGCGCAAAGGUUCCAAGAAAUUGGCUCCUGCGCCACCCAAGGUCCCAUACGGGCAGCCUGGAGGAAUGUCCGACCAGUCCACCAGUCAGCCAUCACCUGUUAGCCUUUCUCCAACACCUCCUAGCACACCCUCCCCUUAUGGACUGGUCUGUCCACCAGGGCAAGUACCCCCCUCCUCCCCUGGGCAGACUCCACUCGGGGCCCCUCACUCGCUUUCGUCUCCGCCCUCUUUAACUGGAACGCUCACCAAGUCGCGGCCAGCCCCAAAGCCCCGGCAAAGACCCAGCUUACCCCCUCCUCAGCCGCCCACGGUUCCCCCGGGGAUGCCCGGCAUGGCCACAGCAGGAGUUCCCCAGCCGCUGGAGCAGGGCCUUCUGGAUGGACUUUCACCUGGAGAGAGCAUGUCUACAGAUAUCUUCAAUUAUGAAAUCCCCUCCAUCAAUGUCAAUCUGGACAGCCUCAUCGAUGAGUUCAGCGGCGCCCCCUGCAGGAGGUCCCUGGCAGUGACAGACUCUCCAGAGGGGGAUGCUGUGGCUGAGGAGGAGCCCCAGAGCACCAUCCUAUGACCUAUGACCCCGAGGCAUCAUUUACCAGCAACACCCUCCCUCCCCUUCUACACACACAUACACCUCCUUCAUGGCUAUACAUGCUCCUCUCCUGUUGCUGCCAAGGUGUAACGGAAACACCAGUGGCUCACACGAAAACAGAACCCGAGCCCUCUCCCACAUCUGCUACCGGCUGCAAAGAAGCUCACCUUUUACAACAGCUCGCUAUAACAUUCAUGUGACUCCAAAACACCAAAAUGCCAUAGUGGAGGAACAGUUGCCUUUAAGAAGAAAGACUGGAAUAUAGAUAAGUAUUACAUUGCAAAUGUGUAUUUUUUAAAACUGCUUUUGUUUUGUGUUUUCUAUCAUUUUUUUUUGCCUUAUUAGAAACACAUCGUAAAAGUUCUGACAUUGUUCGGCACAAAGCCCAUUCUCAGGCGCAGCCUGGUUUUAUUGCUCACAGGGUAUUGAAGCUUUCUGCACAGUAAAAAAAAAUGCUUAGACAUCAAAAUACAAGCUUUGCAUGCAGAAUUACAAAUGUUGUUGUAACCUGUUAUAUUUAUUUUCCUUUUUUUUAAAACAUCAAACAUUUCACUUUGUAUAGAUCUGCUAACUCUCUACUGUACCUGCACAGAGGAUAAGAAUGUUACUGUAAAUCAUGCUUCUGUUGAAGAAAAAAACAAAACAUUUUUUUUAUAUUUUUAUUUUUUGCAUGCUUUUGCUUCAAGGCCUCAGAUUAGCAGUACUUUUGUUGUUUUUCCCCCCGCCCUGAGAGCAAACCCAUCUCUGUUUCUGUCAGAAAUCUCUGAUAAUGAAUGGAUGACUACACUGACCUUCUGUUUGUGUGAUAUUUGUUUUUCUCUUAACUUAAUUUCAAGUGCUUCAGGUUAUAUUCAGCCCAAAAUGUAAAUACAACAACUGUACAUUUACCGAUGUAUAUAAAGUUGAGAGGAAACGUUUAUGUGAAAUGCAUAUCUUGAGAAUAUAAUAAUUAUAAUAUAUGUGCUGAUAUUUAUUGUGUAGAAAGUGUAAUGAUAAAAAAAAACUCAGUGUUAUUUUUGUCCCUGCACACAACAGAUGUACUGUAGAUUCAUAAUUUUUUACUUUAACACCAGGUUACUACAAUGCUGCAGCAGAGAAGCAGAGAAUUCUGUCUGCCAGAAAUCAGCUAAGGUCUUUUUCAUUUCGUGUCCUGAGCUUUGAGGUUCAGGCACACAGGAGUUUGAGUGACUUGCACAUUAAUGCCCUGUGUUAUUCAUUUUUUUCUAUUAAUCUCUGAAAAUGAAGAAUUCUAUUUGAAUAAUCCGAUUUCUCAGCUACUACAUGGAUCCGUCUCAGCCUUCGCCGUCGGACUAAUUUCGCUAUAACAGGACAAAACAGAAAUGAAAAUUGAAAAUGAACAAUUAAUAAGUGCAGCAGUUGUCACUUUUGUGUUUGAUACAAAAUGUCUUAAGGCGGUAAUUUUGUCAAAGUGCAAUUACAGUGUUUACUGAUCCACCUCAGUCCAAAAAAGAGAGGUCUAAGUCACCUUUUUUCCAAACCUUCACAAAAGAAGCCAUUAAUUUCAUUGCAAAGCAAUCGUUUGAAGUUUUUUUUUUCAAUAAAUAAAUGAUCAGUCUCUCCUAAAGGGAUCUAUGGUAUGCUUCAGUGUGUGUUCUCAAUGGAUUAGUUCAUAAAGAUUUUUGGUGAUGUUUAUCUUGAUAGUUGUGGUAAUUAUAUGACAAUAAUUGCAAGUGCCCUCACUCUGGUUGUUACUUUGGAACUAAAAGGCAUAUUUUCUGUGCUGAAUUCAUACAUGUGUACAAGGAGGCAGGUGUUUCUCUGAAUGUGACUAAUGCAGAUUUUUUCUUAUUGUGUAAUGAGCAUUGCGGCACAAGAUAAUUAGUUUUUGAAUGAUGUCAGUUAGGGUGUGUUGGCAUGUUUUUUGUUUUGUUUUGUUGUUUUUUUUUUUUUUAAAAUCAUGGCAAUCUUAAUGCUUUUGUGCAUCAUAUCUGAAACUUGCAGCUAACUGAAGGCAUGCUUUCAUAUUCAUAUUAGGUGUGGUUAUCAUGCUGCUAGAAGACAAACUCCUCCAAAAAGUGGGAGUGAUAUCUAAUUUCAGCUAAAAACUUGACAGAAAAUAUCCAUAUUUGAACCAAAUAGUUCACCGGUUCAUAGUUUUAGCUUGCUUUUUAAUAACUAUUGGCUUUUUAUUGAUCAUCUCACCAAUGUUGCUUCAGUCCGGUUUAUUUAGAGUUCAAAUCCAAGGAUAAAACAGUUUCAUGCAUGUACUUCUUAGAUAGUCUUUUGAUAGUUCAUGUUUGUGUCAAUCACUAUUUUGAAGGAUUGUUUGGGGGAAUGAAGAAAAGAUGGGUUUAAGGGAGUGUGGGGGCGCAGUGGAUGGUCCUUCUCCUGGGGGUUUCAGAGCAAUACAGUGAAGGACUGGAAGUUGCCUAUGGAUGUACUGCCUCCUUCUGCUUUCACAACUAUUGUACAAAUAAAAUCUGCCACUUGUCGAGCCCA